Molecule: messenger RNA, 435 nt
Organism: Aureococcus anophagefferens
Lineage: Eukaryota; Pelagophyceae; Pelagomonadales; Pelagomonadaceae
Exons: 1
Molecular function (GO): ATP binding; ATP hydrolysis activity
Source: RefSeq, a predicted model, not a curated record
ACGCUCCUCGACGUCGUCGCCGGCCGCAAGACGACGGGCUUCGGGCGGGGGUCGAUCCUCUACGACGGCGUCCACCCGACGGCCGAGGACCGGAAGCGGCUCCAGGUCUACGUGAUGCAGAACGACGUGUCCCUGGGCACGCUGAGCGUCGAGGAGACGCUGGCCGUCGCCGCGGCGCUGCGCGCGCGCGACGGCGACGUCGGCGGCGCCGUACGGCGCGCGCUCCACCUGUUGGACCUCGCGCCGGCCGCGGGCCGCCUCGUCGCCGACGCGAGCGCCUGCGAGCGGCGCCUCCUCUCCGUCGCCGUCGAGUUCGUCACGCUCCCCGCCGUCGCCUUUCUGGACGAGCCGACGUCGAAUCUCGACGCCGCGGCCGCGGCGUGCUUCUUCGCGUGUUUGCGGCGCGCGCUUUCGGCGACGACGGUGCUCUGCACG